AUGGUGCACGUAUACAACUGCCAUCCAUAUGCCUCACAGCAGAUAGUACAGGUGGAACAGGAGCCCGGGUUGGUCUGCUGUGGAGGUGGUGCCUUGUUUGUGGUCACCAUUGGAGGAUGCAAGGUGGAAGCAUACAAUCUGGAUCAGGAAGGCUGCCCACUUAUCUGCCGCUUUGCGACCAUGGGCAAUGUGAGGAGCAUCCUGCACAGCAACAUUGGAGACUAUCUGGUCACAAUUGAAGAAAAGAACAGCGCCACCUACCUGAGAGCCUACACCAACUGGCGUUACCAGCUGCACAAUAAUGCACAAUUCAACAAGGAAAAUGGCAGCUAUUGGUGGCACCGGUCCAGCGGUGAAACCGAAUGCUGCUCAAUAAGCUCGCAGGCUAAUAGCAAGCUUACAGAGGAGGGCAUCACCGAGCCCGCACCGCUGAGGAAAAGGCGUGUUGGAGUACGCUUGUUGGGUCACCUACUUCGAGGAGCAUCUCAACGGGGUGGAGUACAAAUGGAGAUCAUUGAGAUUCCCCUGUCAGAGCGUCCUGUUGCUGUUGCGUGUUGUCCAGUUAGGGACCUCCUGGUUGGCUGUGACAAAACCUUGGUUCUGUUUACUUUGAGAAGACAGAACCAUCCAAACAUGAGCCAACAUAACAUACAAGCACCUUCAAACACUCAGCAGAGUUCCAGUCAGAAUCCAGGUAACACUCAAAUAUAUAAACACAAUCAGACCUCAAACCACAACUUUCUUGACUUUGAACGCUCUGUCAUCCUGCAUCUUCCUGCAACUAAACCUGUACAGGUGGCACUCUGUGCAGGAUAUGUUGCUGUGCAAACAGACCUGGAGGUGCUGGUCCUUAAACUGGAAGCUAAUUAUAAGCAAAAUGAACUGGAGCUGGAAGAGUCAUCGGAGGAACCAAAAGAUGAUGUUACUGAAGACCAGGCUGAUUUCCUAAUUCUUCCAAGACACCAGGAAUUGCUCGGAGAGCGAGCUAAAGACUGUGACAUACCUGUCAGCAUCGAGAAAGCGGGGCUUGAGGAGAGAGGGCAAAAUACUUUCUCCUAUGUUUUGUUCAGGCGUUUUACUCCAGAUUACUUACAGGGUUGCAGUGUGGAGGAGACGCACCUUCACUCCCUCAAACUCCAACCAUUAUUUACAAGCUGCCAGUCACCGGUCGAAGAACCAACUUGUGUGUUCUGCUUCUUUUCUCUUCCCACCACUGGCUACCUGUACAGCCUCAAAGGCGGAGUUGAGCUUAUCUCAAUUUAUCAAUAUCCAGAGAAGGUCUUGGAAGCGGUGCUGACAGACCACUUGCUACAUGUCAUUACACAGAAUGCUCUGCAAUGCUUCACGGUUCGUUGUGCAGCGGUUGCAGCCAGGUUUGAGGACCCCUACAUCGAUACCACAAUGAGGGCUUGUCCGCCCAGCAGCCUUGAGGUGUGUGCCCUUAGGAUGCAGUUGUUUAUUGGCCUUCGCUCAUUGUGCGUGUGCGGCUGUCACGUCAUCCUGUUGUCUACCGCUGACACUGAGACCCCUGAGGAGACUGAACGCAACGCACAACGCCGAGGCCUCAUGUUGAAAGAACACACCAUGCUGACUGGUAUUUUCCUUGCGGUGGGAAUUGAUCCCACCACCACACCAGCUCUGGAGAGCCUUCUAUCACGUCCCUUACUAAGCAGGAAGUGGACAAUGUCUUCUCCCAAGGAGACCAGCGCUGUGGGACAUGGAUGGAACCUCUACGUGGUUGAUACUGUUCCUUUGCUAACGCUCUACCAAGAGAUGGUUGAAUACAGCCAACAGUAUGCACAAAACAACCAGCAGGCCCAGAGUCUUUGGCACCUCCUCAGUGAGGCUCACCUCCUCCUCCGCGCAGCCUUGCUACGUCCUUCACAAGUGCAGCACUGCCGGAGCAAUGGCGGCGCCGCAGACGUUCGUUCUGAGGGACAGGUCGCUAUUCAGACAGACAGACUAAAGAUGGAGGAAGCAUUCCGGGAAAAUUGUGCUCAACUGGGGGACUGUUUCAGCAAGGGGAACCAGAGACAUUGUCAUCAGGCUUUGCCUUACUACAGAAUGUCUGGCCUGGCAGUCACUGAAGUCAUGGCCAGGAAUCGCCCCCUUUCAAGAACCUCACACACUUAUGGCCCUGGCUUUUUGUUUUACCUGAAGCAUUACCUUCUAGAAGAGACUGAUCAGCAUCUCAGUCAGGAAGCAGCGGAUGAGGUCAUAGACAUUUUAAGCCAAUCGGAGCCCUCCCAACUUAUCAGCGUGUGUGCCAGCCCAACCAUGAAAAAUGUCAAUCCUACCCGGACACUCAGAAUCUUGCAACAUCUGGAGGACAGUGCCGGUGUGUCUGUUGCAAUGACAAUCACCAUGGCAACCCUGCUGCUGCGCUUGGAUGAUCUGCCACAGUACACACAGCUGAUGGAAAGACAUGCUGAGAUGGUAUUCGUUUAUGGCUUCAUUGAGGAGCCAAGGCUCUUGCUGCAUGGUGGAGGUGGAGGCCAGCACACAAACAUCUGUCCCACAGCAUUAACCCGACAAAUGGCCAAGUCCCAGCCUGGCCUUUUGGUGGCUGCCAUGGUUGGUCUCCAUGAGAACAACAAAGUUCAGCUUGAGCAAGUAGACCACAUGUUUCAGGUGCUGGGUUGUGAAAACAGUUUACAAGUAGAUUUCUGGGAAGCAAUGCUAAUGGCCUCAUCGCAGGAAGCGGUCAUUCAAGAGCUUCUUUUCAGAUUGUCUUCUGUCUAUAUUGACCGUCUAAUGCACACCAGCACAGACAAACAUGUGCCUGCACCUCCAGCACGCAAGUCACUAAAGAGUGCUGACGAUCUGAUCAAUUCCUGCUCCCAUUAUGGUGCUCUAUAUCCGUGGCUGACUGUUCUCUGCCCGCCUUACAGUACCGGCUUCCAACACCAGGAGGCUUUACACAAAAUGCAGUCUCUCCUUUGUGGACCAUCCCUUUCUGUGGGUUCAGUCACGCCAUUGUUGGAAAGUUUGUCAGACAAAACAUUAUGGGGCUUCAGCCUGCACCUUCUCUGUGCUACCAGAAAGGGCCAGUACGAUACCAGCAUUGAAGAGCUUCUGGACCAAUGCCCGCAGGCUAUUAUAGCCUAUGCCAAUCAUCACUUGCAAGAUGAAUACAUGGAUUUGUGGUGGCAGAAGCUGCUCCCAGAACUCUGCAAUCGCACAAGAUCUGCAUCAGACAAUAGCAUUCUUUUGGCUGCUCUCAAAGAGACUCUGGUCGUUGUUGCCAUGGAGACAAGUCCUACACAAUUCCUCGAGCUGAUACCCGAUGAUGGCACAGCUUCUUACUUCUUACCUCACUUGCUGACCUGCAGCCAGAAACACUUACUGGCUUAA
Molecule: messenger RNA, 3354 nt
Organism: Nerophis lumbriciformis (worm pipefish)
Lineage: Eukaryota; Metazoa; Chordata; Actinopteri; Syngnathiformes; Syngnathidae
Source: RefSeq, a predicted model, not a curated record